UCUUCAUUCCAUUCUUUAGGGUCCCGAACAAUACCAAUCCAUAACAACAACUUUUUUCAUAUAAUAGCAGAGACAUUGCACGUAAAAAACAAAUGUGCUAUGAACUCGUUCUCAUGCUCACAAAGUAGACAAGCUUGAUUAGUCACAACACCCCAUUUAAACAACCUGUUUCUCGUUGGUAACCUGCCUAGAAUAGCAUGUCUUAGUAUGAAAAUCCACCUUGGUAGCCCUAUAUUAUUACAUACAAGCUUCCUCCAAUGCACUUUUGGAAAUUGCCCUCUGAGCUUGAUAUAAAGUUGCUUUGUAGAAAAUGUUUUCAUAUCUGCCACAUCAUUAAAAUCCAUACCUACUUUUUGGAAGUAUUUGGUAGCCUGAAGGAUUUUUUGAAUGACCCAAGAGGCCUACUUAGGCACAUCCACAAGUAGAUUUUUAUUCCUCCCAUAGUAACAGUGUACCCAUUGCACCCAUAGCUUAUCCUUCUUAAUUAGCGCACACAUUCCAUAGCAGCUUUCUGAUGGCAGCUUUAUUCCAAAUUGCCACAUCAAGUAUGUUCAAACCUCUAGCCACCUUAGGAUAGCAAACUUUAUCCUAAGCAAGUAGAGCUUUCUUUGAUAAUGUUGCACCUCCUUUCCACAAAAAGGUUCUGCAAGUAGCCUCAAUAACUUCAACGACCUUUUUGGGUAAUACAAAAAUUUGUGCCCAAAAAACCUGAAUGGAAAAUAAAAUGGACUUAACCAAUUGUGUACCCUACCAGCAUAAGAGACGUGUUUAGUGGUCCGUGAUUUUAUUCUUCCCAGCAUCCUAUCCAGUAGAGGUUGACAUUGCACAAUAGAGACCCUCUUGGUACUCAGGGAAACCCCAAGGUAUCUAAAUGGUACUCCUUUGGUGAAUCCUAGAAUAUCUUGAAUUCCUUGUUGAACUUCAUUUGACACUCCUCCACAAUAGAAAGAACUUUUGUUUGGGUUAGCAACCAAUCCCGAACAUUUAGAGAAGCACUGAAAUCUAUCAAAUAGCACUUGGACAGAUUUGGCAUCUCCUCUACAAAAAAGAAGCAAGUCAUCUGCAAAUCCUAAUUGUAUGAGGUUCACUUUACUACCUCGUGGAUGAAAUUUGAAUUGGGGUUCUUGUCUUAGAAGCUUCAACAUCCUACUUAAGUAUUCCAUCACAAUCACGAAUAGAAAAGGGGAGAGAGGGUCUCCCCAUCGGAGACCUUUCUUUGCUUCAAACGGUUUAGCAGGCUGUCCAUUAAUAAUGAUGGAGUAUGAGACUGUCAUGACACACACCAUGAUCCAUUGCACCACCUCGCUAGGAAAGUUUAGACCUACUAACACUUGUUCUAAAAAAGGCCAUUCCACUGAGUCAUAGGCCUUUGGCAUAUCAACUUUAAGCAUGCAUCUUGGAGAUAUACCUUUCCUUCCAUAUCCUUUGACUAAUUCAUGGCUCAACAAGAUAUUAUCAGUAAUAAUUCUGCUUGGGACAAAAGCUGCUUGGCUACCAUCAAUAAUGCUAUCCAUAAUUGGCUGCAAUCUUCUAGUGAGCACUUCGGAAAUCAACUUAUAAAGCAUGGUGCAACAAGAAAUCGGCCUAAAUUCCUUAACUGAGAAAGCAUUCUGAACUUUAGGGAUCAAAGUUACUGUUGUGCAAUUUAUUGCUUUGUACACCUUCUUAGAUUGGAAGAAAUGAAUUACAGCAUCUGUCAUCUCAUCUCCUAUAAUAGGCCAGGCCUUUUUGAAGAAAAAAGCAUUAAAACCAUCACAUCUUGGGGCUUUUUGAUCAUCAAUAGUCCUCGGCUCUUGGUAUACCUCCUCUCUGGUGACUGGUUUUUUGAGGUAUAGUUGUUGUUCCCUAUUCAGUAUAGAUCCAUUGGAUAAAACAUUAGGUUGAAGUGCGGGGAGUUCACUUGCACUGGUCCCCAACAGCUGCUUACAGAAACUAUUUACCUCUGCUUCUAUGCCCUCAGUAGUAUGCAAUAGUGCACCAUUAGAAGAGACCAAGGACCUGAUAUGAUUUUGGCUGACUCUAUUUUUCAUAGUGGCGUGGAAGAAAGCUGAAUUCGUAUCCCCCAAUCCAACCAUUGUAUUCUAGACUUCUGCCUGAGAAUACUUUCCUCCACCAGUAUCCAUUUCUCCGAGUUUAGUUUUAUCUCCUUUUCUUUGUCAUAUACUUGUUGAUCAGUGAGGGAAGUGAGGGAGGUUCUGAGUAGUAUCUGGACAUCUUCAAGUUGUUUCCUGAAUGAUUGAACUUUAGUUUCAGCAUUAGAAAACUCUCUCGAAUUCAAUUCUUUCAUGGCUCCUUUCAUCAGCUUAAGCUUCUUCCAAAUCUUCUCCAUGGGACAACGUUGAACUUUUUUUUUGAGGACCAUAUAGCAACCACAAUGUGUUGAAACUCAGCAUGGCUUGCAAGAUGGUUCAAGAACUUAAAGGCUUUGCAUAUCUAGUCUGUACCUCUUCCACAAAGUAAAGAAUGAUCAGAGAAAUGAGGGUCUUUUAUUUCCAUCUCUAAAUGAGGCCAUUUGCUCAUCCAAGCUCCAUUAACUAAAGCCCUGUCAAUUUUACUGUGGACAUGAGAAUCAGUCCAAGUAAAAAAUCUCCCUAUAGUCUUGAGUUCAUAUAAACCGGCGUUUGUCAUCAGAAUCUCAAAUUCCCUAAUUUCUGCAUCCAUGACUGUAGUAUUCCUAUCCUCACCCCUGAGAAUAGCAUUGAAAUCACCCAUUAAGAGCCAAGGGUUGUGAACACUAGACCGACUACUAGUCUAGAGAGUGUCCUUGGCAUGAGAUUUCCAAUCAUUCAGCUCAUUCACAUCAGCCUCGUGAUGUUGUGGCAUCCUCAGUUAGAGGUAGUGUGCGUGGCACCUCAAUUGAUGAUUCAGUCGUUCGGUCCGAGUUGGACCCGUUCAGAUUUAUUUUCCUCCAUGCCCGUCGGGCAUGUGACUGCGGAUGUCACCACGAUUGACUAUUAGUUCAUCAGAAUCGAAGAAGGAUGAGCUGUUUCCGGCUGAUGUCAAGGCUCAAUUGAAGAACAAGAAGAAUACAACUUACAUUAAGUGUUCCACAACCAUCACACUUGUUCCAUGGAUGAAGUCAAUUUUAAGCUUCACAGUUCCUGACCAAAAGUCUGGAAAGGUGGAACAUCAAUUUUUACAUGACUAUGUUGGGAUAAGCACUAGUGCUGGAUUGACAGAAAACCCCAUUGUUAACUUAUCUGGUGUUGUGGGAACUAAGGGUCUUUCUCUUGGAACUGAUGUGUCCCUUGACACCACGUUGCGAACAUUCUCUAAGUUCAAUGUUGGCCUGAGUUUCACAGACGAUGGGGUUGUUACUUCUUACAAUCUGAAUAACAAGGGAGACACUCUCAGUACAUCAUACUACCGUUCACUCGGCCGUGUGAAUGAUACUGCUUUUGGCUUGGACGCGACCCGUACCUUCUCCACCAAUGAGCACACAUUUACUAUUGGCACUAAGCAUCAGCUGGAUGAGGUGGCCACUGUGAAGGCCAGAGUAAACAAUGUUGGCAAGGCAACUUCACUGCUCCAAUACGAGUGGCAUCCAAAUUCUGUUUUUACUCUUUCUGGUGAAGUUGACACCAAAGCCCUUAACAAAGGGGUAAAGUUUGGAUGGGCUGUUAAGAUGAUGGGUUAGGAGAUAUGUGUCACUAGUGUUUGGACUGUAAAGAUAACUACGUGGUUGCUAGAACCACUCGUCUUCUUUUGCUAAGUCCAUACAUUCUUAUUCACCCUCUUGCGUAACUGGUAAUGGGUUGUACAUCUUUUGACAUUUCACUUUGAGGUUACUCGUAUUUAAGUUAGGAGAUUAUUGCUGGUAUGGCGCCAUCUCUCUUGCUAUUAAGCAGUGUUGGGAAUAUUAUUUCAGUUGUGUUAUUUUGAAUGCUUGUUUCAGACGUAUUGACGUAUUGAAAGUUUU
Capsicum annuum is the source of this 3919-nucleotide messenger RNA. RefSeq names its product mitochondrial outer membrane protein porin of 34 kDa-like. The transcript has 5 exons. The record is from RefSeq and is a predicted model, not a curated record. Lineage: Eukaryota; Viridiplantae; Streptophyta; Magnoliopsida; Solanales; Solanaceae. The coding region runs from base 2936 to 3637 and encodes 233 amino acids. Gene Ontology annotation, molecular function: voltage-gated monoatomic anion channel activity. Gene Ontology annotation, cellular component: mitochondrial outer membrane. Gene Ontology annotation, biological process: monoatomic anion transmembrane transport.